Molecule: messenger RNA, 1164 nt
Organism: Emiliania huxleyi CCMP1516
Lineage: Eukaryota; Haptophyta; Isochrysidales; Noelaerhabdaceae
Exons: 7
Coding region: 1-1164 (387 amino acids)
Biological process (GO): transmembrane transport
Cellular component (GO): membrane
Molecular function (GO): ABC-type transporter activity; ATP binding
Source: RefSeq, a predicted model, not a curated record
AUGUGGUCCCCACUCGCCCACGAGGCGAUCAGCCGGAUCUGGCUCGACGCCGCACUUCUGCCGCUCUUGAUCCUCGCGUUCAUCGUCGGGUGGGUCCGCCUGCCUUCCCUGGCGACGAGGGCGCCGCCGGCAGAGAGCGGCAUCGAGCGACGGAACGCUGUGCUGCAGUGGAUCCACCUCGUGUGCGGACUCUGCAUGGCUGGCUACCACGCGGCGAUGGUCGUCCUCACGGCGCUCCACGCCGACGACUCCUCUUCGGGCGGGACAAACGGCACGCUUCCCGGCGGCGGCAGCUGGCUCUCGGGCGGCGACGCACCGGUCUCUCUCGAGGUCGAGUUCUCCUCUGGCUACUCUUGCCACGCGGCCGGCUUUGUGUCUUGGCUCGCCCUGUCUGCUCUCUCGCUCGCGGAGAGGAAGGCUGGGCGCGGGGCGGGCCGCUCUGUGCGGUACUGGUGCAUCGCCGCGGCGCUGAUCGCCGCGCUCCGCUUCGAGGCGGCGCUGGCAAGCAUCGCCUCGCUUCUCACCUUCAACUGGGCGGAGGACGUGCCUGCCCUGUCGCAAGAGGACAGCGCCGCGCACAACGCGGGCCUGCUGCACGCGGCGUGGGAGGGCGAGGUGGCGCGGAGGGGAGGGCUGGACGCCUCCUUCUUCGGCGCAGCGCACGGGGCCUUCGGGCGCUACUUUUGGGCGUCGGCGGGCUACAAGCUGGUCAACGACGUGUUCAUCUUCGUCAACCCCGCGCUCAUCAACGUCAUUGUCGGCUACAUCAACGGCGACGCGUCACAGGCCAGAUCUCGGGCGGGCUUGUCACGCGGAGGCGCCUUCGGCUGCGCCGCCGCCAUGUUCCUCGCCGCCGAGGUGCAGUCUCUCGCCCUCGGCCAGUACUUCUUCCGCGGAUUCCGGCUCGGCCUGCGCGUGCGCGCCGCCAUCGGGCAGGUUGUGUACGACAAGGCGCUGCGCAUGACUGCCGAACAGCGCGCCUGCUUCGGCGUCGGGCCGAUCGUGCCGUACCUGCACGGCAUCUGGAGCUGCCUGCUGCAGCUCGGCAUCGCGACGAGCAUGCUUUACUCGGUGCUCGGACCGGCCGCCUUUGCGGGGCUCGGCAUCAUGGUUGCGAUGCUGCCUCUGAACGUGUGGGUGGGGAAGAAGCAGGCGGGCUCAUAG